GGACUUCUUGCGCAUUGGCGAUAGUACAUUUUAGGACUUCUCAGUAAGUUGAUCUAACGUUAACGGUCCAGAGUCAGGUUCGAAGGAAGAGGACCAGAAUGGCAUCUUACACUAGCAAUGUCCACCAUCAGGCAAGUGUCAAUGGAGACGACGCUAAUAUUGAUGCUUUCACUUCGGGUGUCGGUCUGCACGAUGCACGACACAUGACGCCGUUCACACUAUGGUCUCGCAGCGGUCACAGUGAUUCCUACGAACUCAAGGAUUGUAUUGUGAACAGCAUUAAGAGAAUGGAAAACCUUGACAGAAGUGAAUCUGAAGAGGAGACUGAUCUUCAGGGAUUAGUGUCCAAUAUUUUGGAUGAAGGUGACGCCCAAGGCCGAAACCUUCCUACUGGAAGCUCUCUAUGGUGUCCAGAACCUUCGAUAGAAGACUUUUCAACAUAUUUUCAAUCAGAGAAUACACAGGACAAUACUACAUUUUUUUCUAACUCUAUUCCCAGUAAUGCUUUCCUUCAAGGACAAAUGGAGUCGCCGAGCAAAAAUGUCCAUUUCCCUCAACAGCCCAUUGGCGGUUCUUCUCAUCGGCAGUGGCAUGUCGGUGUUCCUAAUGGAGACAGAAACGGCCUCUGUACCCGUCCCCGGAGGCUACCGCCAGGUCUUCCCAUUGUCAAAACAGGAAACCACAUCCUGUCACGGACGCCGAGCGGCGAGUAUGACCUGUCAGCUGAUUUGCAGCAAGCAAAUCAUCGCCCCGUUAACGACUUCCCUCAAAUCAGCCAUGUCUUUCAGCAACAAAACGACAUGUGUAGCUCUUUAUUUCAUCUUCACCGUGAAGGCCACCGCAAUGGAAGAAGUGCAACGCCCAUGACUAAUAUCGAGCAGCACCUCCCAGAAGACAUUAACCAAUCUGUGUUUGGUUUCAAGUCACCCUUGGCUUAUGAGUCUAACGGAGGACAUUUUAGAGCUUUUCCAAACAUGCAAGUAAAUACACAACAUUCCGAAGAAUGCAUGGAUGAACAAUGGAAAAUCCCGAUUCGGGCAAUGCCACCAGUGCACACCCAAAAACAGCUGGAUGGAUUAUUGUGGAGCAGAAAAGAUAAAGCGGGAAAACCAAUAGUUAAGCAUCAUGGCAUUCAAGGAUUGUCAGGGUUUGGCAAUGAAAAUGAAUAUUUUCUGCAAAAAAAAAACAACUCUCCGCCUUUAAAGCAACCAAACCAGUACCAGAAUAUAAUAAACAGACACCAGUUUUCAAAUCACUGCACCCAGCAGUACAAUAUGAAGCCACAGGAAAAGAACAGAAUGCCUGGCUUAUUUGGAGAAAGACCCCAAACCCCAAAUUACAAGUCAUCACACUUCCUGCUCAACAUGCAGAGAGCAGCAACAGAAGACCGUAUGGGGGCUAUGCAGCCAUCGAUACCUCUCACGUGUACCGCCGGGUCUCAUGCACACCGCAAUUUAAGAUACACUCCUCCAAAGGGAAGCGUUCCUCCUGGUACUUCUCCUAUGGUGUCCAACCACCAGGCUGCGGCAUUGUACGCUCAACUCGAUGACUCCAAAUAUGGAGAGAGUUAUGGCAUAGGCUCAGCUUCGGAAGCUCCGUUGGAAAAUAACGAAGGGGUACUCAUGAUGCAGCUUUACCUCCACCUGGAUGAGUGCUAUGAGGAGUGGAGGUACUUGGAGGAGGAGUGGAAGAAGACAGAAGUCACUCUCGCCAAAACAUUUCCAGGGGAAUGGAUGCCACCUCUGACUUCCACAAGUCCCACCGUCUCGCCGGCGAAGCCGUCGGGAGUUGAGGAUCUCAUCUUGAACCAGAAGAAGGAGCAAUGGAGGGUGGAGUGCCUUUUGUAUAAAAUGGAGGGUGUUUGCAACAUACCGCUUCAUGCCGGCGUCUGCGUGGCAUUGACCAAUCAUCACUCGACCUUAUCACGCAUCUCUGAGCUUGUGGGCGUGUCCCAGCAUCAUCACCGGGAUAGAGAUACCGUAUUGUUGGUCAUGGGCCUGAAAGAGCUCGCGGCAGCCACCAGGAAACUCCGUACGGCUCUGUGGUGCGCUCUUCAGAUGUGCCUGCCCGAACCCGUCAAGACACCGGACCGCCAUGAUGUAAACAGGGAAGAGACACACACACACAACCGCCCCUCUUCUCCCUACGGGGGUUACUCUUUUAGGAUCUAGUAAAAAAAAUCCUAAAAAGAACCCAUUGCUGUCAACCUGGUGAUUGGAUUUCCUCUAUUUUAUUUAAACAUCACUAUUUAUGUUCGUUAUUAUUUAUUGACCUGUUAAACUCGCCACUAUUUGAAUCAUAAUCAAACGAAUACAUUCAAUUUUUUUCCUGAAUUAUUCGGAACGGUUUCGAAAAAAAAGGGGUAGCUAUCUGAUAGAUAUCUGGACUAUGUUUUUAAUUCAUAAAUCAGUUUAUUUUCCACCGGGAGCACAAUUCAUUAAUACUGCGUCAUACUACAAUACUAUCAGUGAAGUGUAAAACGGGAAUGUUAAGGUCAACAUUUGGGGGAUUAAAUAUAAAAAGAAAAAUAUCUGAGACUUUAGUUUUGUUCGGGAAAUAAUGCACAAUUUAGUGUAGUUUUAUCACUAAAAGUAAACAUUUGAAUCCAGUUUUAUUCGCGAUUAGUUUGUCAGUUUGACAUUAAAAAUGGCAGCUCAGUUGUUUAGCUGCUGGAUUGUCAGUAUUGCGGUUGUUCCGGUCGUUGGUUAUUUAAUGUGAUGUUAUAAUGUUGGUGUUUUUUCUCCACUGUACAUGUUUGUACAUGUAAACGUUUAAAAUUAAAAGCAUUGAAAUUGAUCCAUUUUUUUUUUUUUAACUUCGAAACAUUUUUUGUUUGUUCAUGAUCUCAGUCAAU
Molecule: messenger RNA, 2854 nt
Organism: Doryrhamphus excisus (bluestripe pipefish)
Lineage: Eukaryota; Metazoa; Chordata; Actinopteri; Syngnathiformes; Syngnathidae
Source: RefSeq, a predicted model, not a curated record